Messenger RNA from Penicillium argentinense, 702 nucleotides. RefSeq lists its product as uncharacterized. The record is from RefSeq and is a predicted model, not a curated record. Lineage: Eukaryota; Fungi; Ascomycota; Eurotiomycetes; Eurotiales; Aspergillaceae. The coding region runs from base 1 to 702 and encodes 233 amino acids. The transcript is spliced from 3 exons.
AUGGCUGACUCAGACUCCGACGACGCACAAUGGGAAGACGUCCCCAUCCAACACCAGGGAGAAACUGGUCAUGCCUCCGACCACGCCAACGGUGUAGUAAUAACACCCGCCCCAUGGACCCCACUUCUGACCCUCCCACCGCAACGAGCAACACCCAUACCCGCGGGCUCAGAUGAGGAGAACAACAUGCGCAACCGCAUCGACCUCGGCAUCGAAAAUGUCAACUACCGACAAAUGAAAGCGGAGAUUGGCAUGUUCGACGACGAGGAUGUACCUGCGUCUCAGCGGCCGUACGAGAGUUUUAUGCAGCUUGCGGGUGAUGUCGAGAAACUGGUUGAUUUGCUUUGGGGCAACCCUCCAAACCGAAUCCCUAAUAACCCUAGCGGGCAUAACAGAACGCGCCAUAAAGCAACACCCACUGGACCCACCAACAACACUCACACUGCUACACAAAUUCGACGUGAUCUUCCACGCCCUCUGCACCGGGACAGACCCCGCCGGCGGACCUCUGCGCGAACAGGAACUAUUCGGCCGCCCGCUCGUCACACAGACGCAGAAGGUUCGGAUUCGGAGUCUCGCGGAGGCGACGCGUGUGCGGUUUUUUCGGCGAUGCCGGAUGAUGAGGAUGAAGAAGAGGAGGAUGCUUGGGCUAUGGAGGCGACGAAAAUUUAUGAGGGGGUUCUUAUGUUGCUUGCUGGUUAG